AUGGUGAAGGCGGUGCAGGAGAAGGUGGAGGUGCAGAAGAAGGUGGAGGUGCAGAAGAAGGUGGAGGUGCAGAAGAAGGUGGAGGUGCAGAAGAAGGUGGAGGUGCAGAAGAAGGUGGAGGUGCAGAAGAAGGUGGAGGUGCAGAAGAAGGUGGAGGUGCAGAAGAAGGUGGAGGUGCAGGAGGUGGACCCACCAUCCGUGAAGGACCAUAAGGAGCCGGAGCCGGCGGGUGGGAUGAAAGACGCCCGGCAUCCAAAUCCGGAUCCAGACCCGGAUUCAGGUACUUGCCCCAUCCAGCUGGUGCUGAAGGAUGCUGGCUACCGGGGGUCACUGGCGGGGUCCGGGGGGUUGGCUGCGGCAGCUGCGGUUGCCCGGGCCCUGGUCCCCGGUACACUGGGACCUCCCGCAGUAGCAGAUUAG
Volvox carteri f. nagariensis is the source of this 420-nucleotide messenger RNA. RefSeq lists its product as uncharacterized. The coding region runs from base 1 to 420 and encodes 139 amino acids. Lineage: Eukaryota; Viridiplantae; Chlorophyta; Chlorophyceae; Chlamydomonadales; Volvocaceae. The record is from RefSeq and is a predicted model, not a curated record. The transcript is spliced from 2 exons.